This is a messenger RNA of Alnus glutinosa, 1291 nucleotides long. RefSeq lists its product as uncharacterized. The record is from RefSeq and is a predicted model, not a curated record. Lineage: Eukaryota; Viridiplantae; Streptophyta; Magnoliopsida; Fagales; Betulaceae. The coding region runs from base 342 to 872 and encodes 176 amino acids. The transcript has 4 exons.
AUACAAGGCUUUUGCAAAGUUGUAGUCCAUCCAAUCUUUUGGAACUUCAAGCCCAAUAAAGAGUUCGCUCCUUGCCCAGGUCAUGAAAUCUUCGGCUGAAUCAAACUUUGGGCUGAGUAACAUCAGCCUCUUGUGGGGCCUUCCCCUCUAAGCUUGUGAGGUUCAGAGCAACCAAACACGGUCUGCAAUUGACAGGGCCUUUCGUUCUUUUCAAACCUCACAAAGUUUACGCUCAAAUCUCUCGAUUCAAAUCAAUUUAUGUAGCUGUUUGAUUAUAUACACCACCACACAAAAAAAGAAAAAAGAAAAAAAAGUCAUAUAUCUCAAUCAGUUGUUCAAAUAUGGCUUCUUCAGUUAUUCUCCAUAAGCUGUGCUCCAUUUCGCUGCACUCCCCAAAAUGUUACAAAAACCAAACCCUGGCUCUGACCCACUCCCAGUUUCUUUCCUCCAAGUCCUUUUUGAAGCUAAAGAAACAAUCUUUGCUCUCAAGCAUCCAUGUUAGGAACCCAAGCCAAAAGUCUAGGUCAGCAUCCAUUGUCUUUGCUGCACAGACCAACUUUUUGAAAGCUCUUCAAACAGUGUGGAAGGUUGGCAGGGAUGGAAUUGAGGCAGGAACCAACUUGGUGCCUGAUUCUGUACCAAGGCCAAUGGCAAGGAUUUCUGUCACGUUAGUUGCACUGACAGUUUCGCUCUUUGUGCUCAAGUCUUUCCUGUCUACAGCUUUCUUUGCCCUGGCGACGAUGGGACUCGUAUAUUUUGCAUUCAUAGCCUUGAAUAAAGAUAAAGAUGAAGGGCCAAGAGGGGGUGGAGGCACCACCUCUACAGUAGAUUCUCUAGAAGAGGCAAAAAGAAUAAUGGAAAAGUACAAGUAACAACAGCGAGAGUAUGUGCUGGUUCUCAAUGGUGAAUUUAAAAAGGUUACAGUUUUCUCAUGUAAAGUUGAGGAUAUGCACUGAGAAGAGGAAAGAAAGGAACACAAAAGUAUUUCUUUCUUUUCUUUUUUUUGGUUCUUUUUCCCAAUUGGUUAUAUAUGAACACGAGAUGCCCCUUUAAAUUAAUUAAAUCAUAUCUUAAGUUUUAUCUAGUUGCUUCUUUAGAUUGCCUUAAUCAUCUUUAGUUCCAUGUAGCUUUAUAGAACUUACUGUGUUUUUAAGUUCUGGGUCUGGUUUGGAUGGAGUUCUCCACAAAUACAUUGCCUUUUUUGCUUCUUUUGCGCUGGAGUGGCUGUAUAGGGAACUUAAUAAUGCGCACUUAAUGCUUACAAGAAAUGGCCUGUGCAGUUUUUGUUGAA